Molecule: messenger RNA, 2908 nt
Organism: Pseudo-nitzschia multistriata
Lineage: Eukaryota; Bacillariophyta; Bacillariophyceae; Bacillariales; Bacillariaceae
Source: the annotation of a GenBank genome assembly
AUUUGCUUCUUUCAGUACUGUUGUUGUAGGAAUCCAGUGAGUACAAUUUAACGAUGAUAUUCCACUACAUCCUAAAUGAGGAAGCACUAUCUCAUUUCAGUUUGUCACUGUUACUCUUUACAUUAUUGUCUAUUGCACUCUGGACUUCGAUAACAUGUUGUCAUCAACAACAACGCGAACAAAUACGAUAGAUAUUAUGAUGGAGUGGCACACGCAGGAGAAUUCAUSAAUAUUGUUCGUGAACCCAAAAAUCCUUACGACUCUAAUGCGAUUCGUGUGGACAACCUCCAAGGCAAAAAGGUUGGGCACAUCAAAUGCCAAUGGGCAGCGAUCAUCGCGCCAUUCAUGGAUCGCUACUGCUCGAGUAGCAGCCGGGACGAAAGCAAUCCUCCCGAGUUGGCCUUGUCACUCGUGGGCACAAUUCUUUUCGGAGGAGGUAGUUAAACUCUGCCGUUGAAUAUUGAGUUCGUCGCCUUUGGAGCUGCCUCGACGAUGGACGAGUUGUUGGACCGUUUGCGACCGUUGGCUCUUGACAUUAAGAAAGCCUUCAAACGCCAAAAAGACUUUCGAACGGAGGCGAACAUCACCAAGAAAUCGAAGGCGGCAGCGAUCGUCGAAAGCAAGACCAUGGAUUGGACGACACAGGCCAAGGAAUUAGAUGCAUUUUUCGAUAAACAAUCAGAGCAGCAGUUGAAAGAUCUCCCGGAAGUUCCUGUGCCAUCACAGCUCAAAACCGAAUUGCUCGAUUAUCAAAAAAACUGGACUGCAAUGGCUGGUAGAGAGGGAUAACAAUCCGAAGGUUCCUUGCUUAUAUUCUCAACGAAAAGAAAAGAAUGCUGAUGUCUGGUACUGCAAUAUCACGAAGGCAUCGCAACCGACCAAGCCGGGAACGGUUCAGGGAGGUAUUAUGUGUGAUGAAAUGGGUCUGGGAAAGACGCUGCAAUUGAUCUCGCUCAUCCUGGCAGCCCCACCUCAGUCUACUGGUAUUCCUGGCACUUCAAAGGUCGCCAACCUACACCAACCACAUUGCACACUGAUUGUGUGUCCCGUAAGCGUGAUGUCCAACUGGCAGCGGCAGAUCGACCAACAUGUGGACGAAGGCGUACUCAACGUGGGUGUUUAUCAAGGUCCGUCACGAGCCACGUUGCUACAGAAGGUGAAAGAGGGAGAAAUCAACGUUUUACUAGUAUCCUAUAAUACGUUAGCUGCUGAUUAUACAAAGAUAUUUGGCAAAGCGAAAGACGACGACGGGAGCAAAAUUCCGGCAAGACCGAAGAAAAAACAAAGACCAAUUGACUCCAUUUUCAAGAUCCCAUUCCAUCGCAUCUGUUUGGACGAAGCUCAUAUCAUUCGGAACCCCCGUAGUUGCUUCUUCCGUGCCUGCAAUGAAGUUUCGGCACAACGCAAGUGGGCCGUGACGGGAACUCCUUUUGUCAAUAAAGCGGAUGAUAUCUAUUCUUUAAUGGUAUUCUUGGGUUACGAACCUCUUAAUGACAUGAAGAUUUACCGUCGCGCCAUUUCUUUUCCAAUUCAAAACAACGACGAAGAAGCCGGAUUGGCUUGUUUGCGAGUAGCCAUGGCAGAUGUAAGUCUUCGACGCUCCAAAGACACGGCCGGUAUCCAACUGGUUGACAAGACGGUCCAGCUAACAAAAGUUUCCUUCGAGGAAGGCGAUCCGCACAAGGCUAUCUAUGAUGCCCUGUUUGGCAGCGUUCGAGUUGCAUUCGAGGCCGUCUUGCAAAAUGGAGAAAAAGAAGUUCUCAAGAAUUAUUCCAAUAUUUUUGAAAAGCUUCUGCGACUGCGCCAGGCUUGCUGUUCUGGAAAGCUCGUUCCAUUAGAACGCCGUCAACGGGCUCUAACAGUCUGGAACGAAUUGAAACAACGUUCAAACAACGAUCAAACCCCCAAAUUAACGGCCGAAGAAGGUUUGGAACUACUGGAGAAGCUCAAAGAUGCUUUUGACACGGAUAAGAACAAYAACAAUGAGCUUCCGGAGUGUGCCGUGUGUUUAAUGGAAAUGGAGGAAGCUCAAUGCAUCAUCUUGAAGAAAUGCUCCCAUGUCUAUUGCGAAGAUUGCAUCAAUCGCGUAUACACCACCAACUUAGGGCGAUCCAAGUGCCCGCUCUGUCGUAAACCGUUCUCCAAGUCAGAUAUGAUCAGGAAGAGUGCAGCGACUGCCGCCACACAAAUCGAUAAGAGAGAAGUAGCCAUUCAUGACGACAACAUGAGAAGGUCUCCCAAAAUUUCCGCUUUAUUGAAGAUUAUCCAAGCUGGAAUGCAUCCUGACGAGAAAGGCGUCAUUUUCAGUCAGUUUACUAGCUUCCUUGACCUCAUUAGUCAGGCUCUGCAGGAGGAAGGGCAUACCUUUGUGAGAAUGGACGGUUCUAUGAACACGACGAAGCGAAUGGCAGCAGUUCGGGCGUUCUCGUCUGAUGAAAAAGACGGUCCCCGUUUUAUUUUAUGCAGCCUACAUGCCGCGGGAACUGGAAUCAAUUUGACUCGCGGAUCAAAGGCGUUCAUGAUGGAUUGCUGGUGGAAUGCAUCUGUUGAGAAUCAAGCAAGUAAGUGCAGUAACUUUCAUGACAUCCAAACUGGUUGACAAAAUGCUUAAUCAAUACACAAAAAAUAACCCUUCUUCCUUCCCUUUUUUAGUGGAUCGAAUCCAUCGAAUUGGGCAGACACGACCCGUGACAAUUUAUCGCCUUGUCAUGAAAGACUCUUUGGAAGAACGGAUCGUAGAGCUUCAAACUGUUAAGAGCCUUCAAGCGAAAGGCUCGAUGCAGAAACUUGGAGCUGAGGAAAAGAAGAAAACCCGUCUACGAGAUCUGAAGGGUCUUUUGAUGAUCGAAUAAAAAUAUUUUUGUAAGAAAUACGAUUGUGGAAUCGCCAUUAAAUCAAGGAAAUGUGU